UAUCUAUAGGUAAAAAAUUGUAACUAGAUUUUAUCUUCGUCAGAGUAAUGGAGGUAGAAAUACUGAGCGCCCAGACUUCAAAGUCGGUUGGAGUUUUAAACAGUCUUGCUCCUACCACAUCUGUUCGAGAACUCAAGAAGAGGGUUCAUGGGCUGAAGAAGUCUCUCCAUCCCGACCGACAGGCCCUGCGACUUGAGCUGAAGGGCAGGACUCUGAAGGAAGAUGAAUCUCUUAAGAGUUUGGGAUUGAAAAGUGGCUCAAAGCUGUACGUGAAGGAUCUGGGACCACAAAUAGGAUGGAAGACUGUGUUCCUUGUAGAGUAUGCGGGGCCACUGCUUUUGUACCUGUGCAUGUACAGGCGCCCAUGGCUCUUCUAUGGGGAGGGUGCCAGUUCGGUGCCCAUUCACCAUGCAGUACAUAUUGCAGCCGGCUGCUGGACACUGCACUACGCCAAACGACUUCUGGAAACUCUGUUUGUGCACCGGUUCUCUCAUGCAACAAUGCCCAUCUUCAAUCUCUUCAAGAACUGUUCCUACUACUGGCUGUUUACGCUGUACAUCGCCUAUCACAUCAACCACCCACUGUUCACUGCACCAGGCUCGAUCCAAGUUUACGGGAGUCUUACAGCUUUCUUGUUAUGUGAGUUGGGGAACCUGAGUAUCCACAUAGCUCUUCGGAACCUGCGACCACCAGGCACCACAGUGCGCAAGAUGCCAGUAGCCACAUUGAACCCAUUCACGUCCCUCUUCAAUCUGGUGUCCUGCCCCAACUACACGUAUGAGUUUGGCAGUUGGCUGGCCUUCAGCGUGAUGACCCAAUGCUUGCCAGCGGGCUUGUUUGCUUUGGCGGGCAUGUAUCAGAUGACCAUAUGGGCGCUGGGGAAGCACAGGGCAUACAAGAAGGAGUUCCUUAGCUACCCUCGCAGCCGCAAAGCCAUUGUGCCAUUCCUCCUGUAAGUUAUAUGUCAUCUGGGAUCAACCAUCAGAAGAAAUGUGUUCUGUAUUUUCUGAGCAGUAACUUAUUCUUUGUUGCAUAUUUAGGGUCUUUGGGUUGUAGAGUUUGGGGGUUUAUAUAGUACAUUCCAUUUAGCAUCUGGAACUUCAGGAGGGACCAGAUGUCGUGGUGUUUGAGUGGGCCUUAAAGUUUUCUUAAACUUGUAUUGUAACGCGGUGGUGGUGUAGUGACCUGCUGUGUGUGUUGUAAAUAUGCUGCCGUAAGGGGCAGCGCUGUGGAGCUGUAGUUUGGAUGUGUAGUUACGCUGGUUUCGUUUCGUAUUGGGAGCAGGGAAGUCAUUCAUGAGGCAGCCUGUAAAGGUUUGGCUGCUCAGGGGGAAUAAGUAAAAUGAGUCAAUGGAAAGGGAGAAAUUCUAUUUUGUGUGAAGUUUGACAAGGUUUAAUUACUGCUGUCUGUACCGAACAUUGUCAUAAGUCUGUGUUGUGGUACCUGGUAGGUGGGUAUCAGUGUUUCAGGGUAACGUACUGUCUCCAUUCUCAGGAUGAAACCCAUCACUAUGAAAACCUCAGAGUUUCUCUUAUGUCGGCAGGUAUACUUAACCCUUUCAGUGCUUGGUUUUAUCCUUGAGCAGAGUGUUGCAAUUACACUGAGUAGACGUGUAUCGUGGAGUUGCACCAGUGUGUGCUGCUGCACUGACUCUCUGAGCUGCAGAUAUGAAGGAUAGUUUACCUGAGAUAAUCAGUACACAUAUUUAUUUAAUUCUGUACUUAUAAAUUUGCUGUUCCGCCAGAAUAGGCACAGUUUCCUUAUGCAGAGAAGUGCAGUGAGGUCGGUUAUGUGAUUAGAAUGAAUAAUAUUGCCAGUGUUCCUGUCUGUGUGACACUUGUCCAGACACUAUCACCAUGUAACUAGUGCAUCGCAUAGGGCUGCAUAUACAGUAACUGCAUGGUAGGGUGGUCACUUGUGCCAGAAAUCACCACAAACUCCAGUGUCUCAAUGUAUACAUAAGCUCUAAGCUCCACUGUUUGGUGUACUUCAUUCAGGUUGUGUCCAUAGUGUAUUAUGCAGGGAAGUACAGACGCUACAUUAAUUAGAGUGAGUUAAUGAAUUGUCCCACUUUGUGGAUCAGAACGGAAAACGUGCGGUAUGAGACCGUGCUCAGUUCGAUUCUUGGCUGGGACACUAGCUAUGCUGACUGCCCCCACCUUCCCUUCAGGCCAUGACCGCUUCCUUCCAGAUCCUUUCGAUUUCUUAUUCAUCUGCUGUACCAUUCAGAGAGCUUAUAUAGUGUAGAUACUGACUGUGUUGUAAAGUGAACCAUAAGACAAGUGCAGUAGCACUUAGCAGUGAAAGGGUUGCUGAGCGCUGUGACUUCAUUGCAUGUCUGGGUCUGCUUUGGGUUGCUAUGCUGAGUUUCUUGAGAUACAAAUGAUUUUUAUUUAGUUUUCUGGUAACUCAAGAUAUAUUUCCAUAGCUGAAACACUACAAGUAUUCAUAUUGAUACUAAAACAUAACAGCAAGAACAACAAAUGUAGUUAUGAGUUAAUGAGAAUGAAGCAUCUUGGUUUAAGUGUUUAUGCAGUUAGACCUGUGCCGUGCCCUUUAAUGAGUGGAACUGCGAGAGCUGUACUACAUUUGACCAUGUUUUGGCUCAUUGAACACAGCAAGUGAUUAAUGGUAGUGUGCUGCUAGAAUCAGUUUGUCUGUGCAAGCUUUUGUUAUUUGUUUUUUGUAUUUCAGUUGAAUAAAUAAUAUAUGCAGUAUCA
Cryptotermes secundus is the source of this 2720-nucleotide messenger RNA. It is a transcript of the gene Sc2, whose product is annotated as probable very-long-chain enoyl-CoA reductase art-1. Gene Ontology annotation, molecular function: protein binding; oxidoreductase activity, acting on the CH-CH group of donors. The record is from RefSeq and is a predicted model, not a curated record. Bases 48 to 956 code for a protein of 302 amino acids. Gene Ontology annotation, biological process: very long-chain fatty acid biosynthetic process. The transcript is spliced from 6 exons. Lineage: Eukaryota; Metazoa; Arthropoda; Insecta; Blattodea; Kalotermitidae.